AUGCUCGGCGGCUUGUUGUUCUCCGUGAUGGAUACCACGAUUGUCUCUACGGCCCUUGUCAAGAUCGCGUCUGACCUGGAGGACUUUCCGAACAUGUACUGGGUCGUGUUGGCAUACCUGCUCUCCUAUCUAGGCUGCGCUAUUGGUUUCGCCAAACUCGCCGACCACUUUGGCCGUCUUCCCAUAUUCCUUCUCUCGUGGUGGAUCUUCUCGGUCUUCUCUCUCGGUUGCGGAUUCUCAACUACCAUGUCACAGCUGAUUGUCUUUCGAGCUCUACAAGGAGUGGGCGGCUCAGGUCUCUACAGCCUAUCCCAGAUCGCCCUCGCCGAAAUCGCCCCUCAUGGAAAGAAUGCCUUGAUGGGAAUCGUCAUUGGCAUGACCCUCGCCAUAUCUUUUGUCCUUGGUCCCCUACUGGGUGGUGCCAUUUCUUCUGCCAACUGGCGCUGGAUUUUCUAUAUGAAUAUUCCUGCAGGUUUCUGUUGCAUGUUCGGCCUCGUCGUCCUCUGGCCCCAAAACUUCGGCAAGGCCCAGCACCCUUGGAAGGAGUUUUGGCGCAUCGACUUCAUCGGCAACAUAUUCAUUCUCUCCGCCUGCGUUCUGAUGGUCUACAGUCUGCAGCAGGCCGGCACAAUGAUCUUUGCCUGGACAAGUGUCGAGUUCCUCACGACCUUUAUCGUCUCGAUUGUCUGUUGGGCGCUGUUCUGGGCGUGGCAGCUCAUCCUUCGUCAGUUGCCUAUUCGAGUCGAGCCCGUGUUCCCAGUGCGUCUGGUGUAUCAUAGGAUUUAUAUGGCAGCUGUAUUGUCCAUGUUCCUCUCCGGCUACUCGUACCUAGCCAUCAUCAUCACCCUCCCCGAGCGCUUCCAGAUCGUCAACGAGGACUCAAGCAUGAUGGCAGGCGUCCACCUCCUACCGAUGCUAGGCGCCACAGCGUUAGGCUCCAUCCUCGGCGGCACGUUCUCCAAGAAGAAGAACAACACCUCGCGAACGCUUGUGGCGGCCGCCUGUUUCCAGGUCCUCGGCCUAGGCCUGCUCACAACCUUUGACGCGCCCACGUCCCCCGUAUCCCCUCAGUUCGGCUACCAGGCCAUCUUCGGGCUCGGCGUCGGCCUGACCUUCUCCUCGGCCACCAUCCUGACCAAGAUCCAGGCGGCCGGGCGCGACCACGCCGUGGCGCAGGGCGUCAUGGCCCAGGUGCGCGUGCUGGGCGGCGCCGUCGGCCUCGUCAUCUGCAAUGUCAUCUUCAACAACAAGCUCGAGGACAUCGACGGCAGCCUGACGCCCGCCCAGGUCGCCGCCCUGCACCGCUCCCCCUUGGCCCUGAUCGGCGCCGGCGGCGACGCCGCGGAGAUGGUCAAGGACGUCUUCUCCGCCUCCUUCCAGACCAUGGUCUGGGUCAUGUUCUGGGUGGCUGUCGCUGGCCUCGUCGCCAGCCUGUGCACCUGGGAGAUGAAGCCGACCCAGCUCGACGAGAUCGACCAGGCUGCUAGUAGCAGCCGUGGAACAAGCGACACGGAGCUCGAGGACGUGUCUGCAGCCAGGAUGCGCGUGGACACGAACGCAGGGGAUACGCCGCCGCCGCCGCCGCCGCCGCCGCCUCAUCCCUUUCCCAGCCAGGUGUAG
Molecule: messenger RNA, 1620 nt
Organism: Cryphonectria parasitica EP155
Lineage: Eukaryota; Fungi; Ascomycota; Sordariomycetes; Diaporthales; Cryphonectriaceae
Product: MFS general substrate transporter
Exons: 6
Coding region: 1-1620 (539 amino acids)
Biological process (GO): transmembrane transport
Molecular function (GO): transmembrane transporter activity
Source: RefSeq, a predicted model, not a curated record